Messenger RNA from Penicillium verrucosum, 441 nucleotides. RefSeq lists its product as uncharacterized. Lineage: Eukaryota; Fungi; Ascomycota; Eurotiomycetes; Eurotiales; Aspergillaceae. The coding region runs from base 1 to 441 and encodes 146 amino acids. The record is from RefSeq and is a predicted model, not a curated record. The transcript is spliced from 3 exons.
AUGGACCACGCGGAUGGUGCAGCUGGUCCCCAUGCGCUACGGAAUUAUGUGUAUUCCCGAUACUCCCAUGAUCCUGGAAUGGCUGGCCGCUUAUGGGACCUGUGGGACUUUGACCCCAAUUUCCCCGUGGUGGACUGGUGGGCUAUACGGGGCAACCUUGAAAUGUAUGCUGGUUCUGUAUGCUACAUUUUUGACACUUGCUCUGCUGUAUCGUCGAACACUAUUGCUCUUGCGGCACACAACACUUCGUUCACACGAGCCCUUAUCGACACAAUCGUGGAAAUACCACACGAAAAUAGUACACUUGCGACAGUGUAUAGCAAUCUCAUACUGCACGUCAGAUCGAAACAAAUAGCGACUUGUCCGGUCUACAUCAGCAAGCCUGGCACACCAAGUGUCACCAUAGGCAACAUGGACCGUCAUGCUGGGCGUCGUGACUAG